Cladophialophora immunda is the source of this 1448-nucleotide messenger RNA. RefSeq lists its product as uncharacterized. Gene Ontology annotation, biological process: proteolysis. NCBI's taxonomy places the organism in Eukaryota, Fungi, Ascomycota, Eurotiomycetes, Chaetothyriales, Herpotrichiellaceae. The coding region runs from base 95 to 1378 and encodes 427 amino acids. Gene Ontology annotation, molecular function: metallodipeptidase activity. The record is from RefSeq and is a predicted model, not a curated record. The transcript has 3 exons.
CUUUAAUGUCCCCUCGUCACUUGCAACCUUGGGAUCACUCGGUUGGCCAUCCCUGUUCUUUUUCUUCUUUAUAUCAGACAUCCGGCACCUCAAGAUGCAACUCCCGGCUUUAUUAGUCAUUCCGCUCUUGACUUCGCUCGCGCAGAGCAGCGCGGGCGGUUUCUUGGACCAGGCCAUCGCGUUGAUGGAGGAGAGUCCGUUGCUGGACACGCACAUCGAUCUCCCGCAGAUCAUCAGGAGCUUGAACCGACGACCACUAGAUGCCAUCCCCCAGCUGAACGGCUCCUUCCCAGGCCACGUCGACAUUCCCAGGAUGCGACAAGGCCGGCUGGGGGGAGCCUUCUGGACCGUCUGGGCGCCCUGCUACGACGUGACGGGGGAAGACCCCGGGGCCGACUUCAACACUCCUACAAACCACCUGCGCGACUCGAUGGAGAUGCUCGACAUCAUCCAGAACAUGAUCGCGCGCCACCCGGAGCAUCUCCAGUAUGCCCGGUCGUCGGCCGAGGUCUGGGACGCCUUCAACGCGGGCAAGAUCGCGUCCCUCAUCGGCAUGGAAGGCACCCACGUGCUGGGCAACUCGCUGGGCGCGCUGCGUUUGUUUGCCCAACUCGGCGUCCGCUAUUUGACGUUGACGCACACCUGCCACAGCGCGUUCGCGUCGUCCGCCGGCCCCGGCACCCCUCUCGACUCGGUGCACGAGGGCAACUCCCUGACCCAACUCGGCAGGGAGCUCGUCCGAGAACUGAACCGCGUGGGCAUCAUGGUGGACCUCUCACACACGUCGGACGCGACCAUGAGGCAAGCCAUCGAGCUGUCGGAGGCCCCCGUCGUCUGGACCCACGCCGGUGCCCGCGCUCUCUGGGACCACCCCCGGAACGUCCCAGACGACAUACUCCGGCUGAUUGGCGACGGGCCCGGGAAGAAAGACGGGGUGAUCCAAUCCAUCUUCUUCCCCCCGUUCAUCGGCCCGAACCCGGGCGCGAACGUCUCCCGCGUCGCCGACCACAUUGAGCACAUCGCGGGCAUUGUGGGCAGGAGUCGCGUGGGGAUAGCCUCGGACUUUGACGGGAUGUACAUCUCGGUGGACGGUCUGGAAGACGCCAGCAAAUACCCGAACAUAGUCGCAGAGCUGCUCUCGAGAGGCUGGACGCCGGAAGAGAUGAAGGGCGUCUUGGGCGGCAACUUGAUGAGGAUCAUGGACAAGGUGGACGAGGUCAGCGAGCGGCUGAAGAGCCGGCUGCCGUCCUCGGCCAUCUGGGAGAAACGACAAGACCUUCCCGCAACAAAAUGGGGCGGUGGAGGUAUACAGACAUACUGGCCGAGAGACGUCAAGGCCGCCGUGGAGAAGAUGACGGUGCGCCACGAUGAAUUGUGAUGGAGGCUACGCACGGGCGUAUAGCAACUAGAUUAUGGUCAUGAGUGCUUCUUUUUGGUGGGGAUUACAG